Cooperia oncophora is the source of this 447-nucleotide messenger RNA. Lineage: Eukaryota; Metazoa; Nematoda; Chromadorea; Rhabditida; Trichostrongylidae. The record is from the annotation of a GenBank genome assembly.
AUGGACAAGAAUUCGCGUAUGGAUCCGUCGGUGAUCGACGGCGUUUUCAAAAAUGGGUUCAUGGGAGUCGAGGUACCUGAAGCCUAUGGUGGACCAGGAACAUCGUUUUUUGAAACGGUUCUUAUCGUUGAGGAACUAGCAAAGAUCGGAUCCUUUUGCCUUUCCGAACCUGGAUCGGGAUCUGAUGCCUUUGCACUGAAGACUAAUGCCAAGCCGGAUGGGAAUGAUUUUAUAAUCAACGGAUCGAAGUUGUGGAUUACUAGUUCCAGCCACGCUCACUUCUUUUUGGUGUUUGCUAACGCUGACCCAUCGAAAGGACACAAGGGUAUCACCUGCUUCCUGGUGGACAGAAAUCAGAAGGGAGUGUCCGUGGACAAGGAGGAGGACAAAUGGGAAUCGUGCCUUAGCCACAUCCCAGUCCAUUCGAUAGUGUGCGAGUGCCCUUAG